Sphaerodactylus townsendi is the source of this 1808-nucleotide messenger RNA. RefSeq names its product UAP56-interacting factor-like. Gene Ontology annotation, biological process: mRNA export from nucleus. Lineage: Eukaryota; Metazoa; Chordata; Lepidosauria; Squamata; Sphaerodactylidae. Gene Ontology annotation, molecular function: mRNA binding. The transcript has 9 exons. The coding region runs from base 1 to 1167 and encodes 388 amino acids. The record is from RefSeq and is a predicted model, not a curated record.
AUGAUCCGCAUUUGUCUGUUUCUCCAGCGGCACCCACGACUUGCUCGCUCCCCACCCCAGAGCCCAUGCCAGCUGAAAGCGUCUGAAGUAACCGCCGCCUGGGGAGGAAUCCGGGGCGAGAGAGGCUCUUGUGCCGGUGCCAGGGGGAGGGGGGGGCCGCCGGGACAGCUGGCUGGAGGCGGGCGCUACUCGCAGGGCGCUCCGGCAGCUUUUCUGCUUCCCUCGUCCUGGCCGCUGCGUGCGCCCACGCCGGACCCAGCCUCUGCCGGAGGGCCCAUGGAGGCGCCGGGCGGAGGGCAAGAGCCAGCGGCGGGAGCCGGAUCGGAGCCGAGCGGUUCAGGGGAGAUCGACCUGUCCUUGGAUGACAUCAUCAAGCGUAACAAGAAAGGAGAGACCCAUUUGAAGGCAGCAAGGAACAGAUGGAGGCAGUGGUUCAAGAACAGAAAUCCAUCCUAUAAUAAUGGAAGACCUCGAUUUUGGAGCUGGGCACCACAAAGUGUUCCAGGAACCUAUGGAUUUCGAGGAGCCUUUAGAAAACAGCAGUAUUACAGAAAACAGUUUUGGAAUGGCAUAACUGGUCCCAGGCGAAGAAUGGCCCCCAGGCCAAAUGGCACAAGUCCCUUAAAUCGGCCAGCAUCAUCUGAACAGCAGGACAAGCAGGAUGAAACGAUGUUGGAAGGAAAUCGUGGUGGAGGGACAGCCACUAUGCAGCAGGGGCAGCCCACAUGGGUCAAGCAGUUCAGACGUCCAAAUUCUUUCCCACCUGUACAAAGGCCUUUCCGACUAAAUCGAAGACCAGCUUUUAUGCAGAGGCAAUCAAGAUUCAACUUCAGCAGAGGGCAAAAAGUGUCAAGUUCAGACAGGAAACAGCCACGGACGAGAAGGUGGCAGGUUCAACCCAGCUCCGGAGCUGUCCUGACCAUCUCUGUGUCUAACCUCCAAACUAGUCAAAUGAAAAUGCCAGGAGCCAAACACCCAUUCUUGAGAGGGAGGAGCACCCCAACAAAGAUGAGCUAUCCCAAACCCAAAGGGGUGCCUUUGAGAUUCAACUUCCGUGCCAUGGCGAACCAGACAACCUUGACACUGAACGAACGGUUCUCUGGCCUGAGGCACAAGCGUUAUUUUACAGCACUAAGAAACGCAAACCGAAUGGUCACUCUGCCGUAACUUUGCUCCCUUGGUGGAUUCAGACCAGCUUGGGAAAAGGGGUCAGUGACUGAACCUACUGAUUUUCUGCCACUUCCUUAUUGAUGGUUUGGGAUCACCUUGACAGAGUUAUGGACCCAUCUAACCUAACACAAAUGAGAUUUCUGCACAGCUGCCACCCACAGACCAGAAGCAGAGCCUUCUUCCAGGCCUCCACUAUGGACUUCCAGAUCAUGCAACCCUUCUGUUUUUGGCUUGGGGCAGUUUGGUUUGAGGCCUAUGAGGGAGCCAGUUUCACACCUGAUCUUGUUAGGCUGUUGUGAGAGAGUCACAAGGGAAGGAGCAGGCCCUCUGUCUUCAGGUACUCUUAGGGGCACGAGUGAACACAAUCUCAUUCAUGGUACCUUUGCAGCUCCAAACCUUUGGCUUCAAGAGCCACUUGCUAUUGGUUCCCUCUGUGCAUUGGGAUCAAAAGGCAACAAAGCUCAGAUGUGUGUAUGGGGGGGGGGAAAUGUUGUGUGUGAGUGUGCUGUCUAAGGAAUGUGGGUGGAUUUUUGGUGGGUUUUGGAGAGGGUGGCUUAGAAAGCACUUCUACAGAUUGGUUUGAGCAUUGGUUGUGAUGAGCUACUAAUGCACCUAAUAAAACCAUUAUAGAUGCUUCA